Molecule: messenger RNA, 5284 nt
Organism: Anopheles moucheti
Lineage: Eukaryota; Metazoa; Arthropoda; Insecta; Diptera; Culicidae
Product: polyadenylate-binding protein 4-like
Exons: 3
Coding region: 699-2630 (643 amino acids)
Cellular component (GO): ribonucleoprotein complex
Molecular function (GO): RNA binding
Source: RefSeq, a predicted model, not a curated record
CCGUCAGCAAAAUUUGCUGCCAUCUUGCUCGUGUCGCUGAAGUUGUGCGGUUGUGCUUCUGGAACAAGAUCGCACAACCACUCACAUUUUUUUGUGAAUAAAAAAAAAUACCAACAAAAAUAUACAAAAAAAACAUAAAAAUACAAAAAACCACCCCCAAAAAAAUCGCAAAAUCGUGAAAAAAGCAAAACAACACCCCCUUAACAUCGUAUUUUUUUGAUUUUCGCAAAAAGAAUCAUUGCCAAACAGUGUCUGUGUGUGCGGGAAAGUCGUGCGUGAAACGAAAGAAAAAAUCGUCGACGUCAGGAGCCCACUGCAUUACCGAAGCAGCUCAACAGCGUACAGCGUAGCAUUUUGUUUUUUUUUGGUGAAGAGAAGCUAGUUUCCAAGCGGUGGUCGGGAAGGAUUUUUAUCGUCUGAAAAAUCUUUCACUUUUGCUCGUUGACUCAACCAGCGGCAUCCAUCACCCACCCCUUUUUUGUGGAAAGGAGCGACGGAAACUUUCCAACCUCUCCACCCGGUCGAGAAGCAACGUGUCAGUGAGUGCGUGAUUGGAAUUUUCGAAUAAAACUUCCCCCCGGUCGAAACCCACGUGCGUGUGUGUGCGCGUGCACUGUGCCAGGCCAAGUGAAAGUCCCCGCUAGCGAGUCAUCACUUCAUCGGAAAGCCGGAAAAGCGCCCAAGAUCCUCCAACCACAAUGAAUCCCGGAGCACCGAACUACCAGAUGGCAUCGCUGUACGUAGGCGAUCUGCACUCGGACAUUACCGAGGCGACGCUGUUCGAGAAGUUCUCGUCGGCCGGACCGGUACUGUCCAUUCGCGUAUGCCGUGAUUUGAUCACUCGCCGUUCCCUGGGCUAUGCGUACGUGAACUUCCAGCAGCCUGCCGAUGCUGAACGUGCGCUGGAUACAAUGAACUUCGAUCCGAUUAAGGGACGCCCAAUCCGCAUUAUGUGGUCGCAGCGAGAUCCUUCGCUGCGCAAAUCCGGCGUGGGUAAUGUGUUCAUCAAGAAUCUGGAUAAAAAAAUCGACAACAAGGCUAUGUACGAUACGUUUUCGGCAUUUGGCAACAUUCUAAGCUGCAAGGUAGCCCAGGACGAGAAGGGCCAGAGCAAGGGUUACGGUUUCGUGCACUUUGAGACGGAGGAAUCGGCCAACAAGUCCAUCGAUAAAGUAAAUGGCAAGUUGCUGAACGAGAAGAAGGUGUACGUCGGCCGGUUCAUCUCGCGCAAGGAGCGCGAGAAGGAGCUGGGCGAAAAGGCUAAGCUGUUCACGAACGUGUACGUCAAGAACUUCGGCGAAGAUCUGACCGAGGAGGCGCUGCGCGAUAUGUUCGAGAAGUAUGGUCCGAUCACGAGCCACCGUGUGAUGACGAAGGAGGGCAAGAGCCGUGGAUUCGGCUUUGUCGCUUUCGAGAGCCCGGAGGCGGCUGAAAGGGCGGUUCAGGAGCUGAACAACAAGGAACUGUCCGACGGAAAGAUGUUGUAUGUGGGUCGUGCCCAGAAAAAGAACGAACGCCAGAUGGAGCUGAAGCGCCGGUUCGAGCAGCUGAAGAUGGAGCGUUUAACACGUUACCAUGGCGUGAAUCUGUACGUUAAGAACCUGGAUGACACGAUUGACGAUGAGCGUCUGCGUAAGGAAUUCGCCCCGUACGGUACGAUUACGUCGGCCAAGGUUAUGCUGGAUGAGGGUCGCUCGAAGGGCUUCGGUUUUGUGUGCUUCUCGGCACCGGACGAAGCCACAAAGGCGGUCACCGAGAUGAACGGUCGCAUCGUGGGCAGUAAGCCACUGUAUGUAGCACUUGCCCAGCGUAAGGAGGAGCGUAAAUCGCACCUGGCGAGCCAGUACAUCCAGCGUGUAAAUAGCCUGCGCAUGCAGCACAUUGGACAAGUAUACCAGCAGAGUGGCAGCUACUUUGUGCCUACCAUUGCCCAGCCCCAGCGCUUCUACGGGCCGCAGGUUGCACCGGUUCGCACAGCACCACGCUGGUCCGCCAGUGCUCAGAUUCGCCCUAAUGCCGGCAACCAAAAUGUGGCCGCAAAUGCACCGACCGGUGGAUAUCCGGCGAUUACUGCCGCACACGUCGCCAACAAUCAGUACCGCCAGGCGGGUAAUGUACGCGGUGCUAAUCAACAGGCACCGAACGCUCAAUCGGCCCAAGCUUCUUCGGCGGCAAUGCGUAACGCUGCCCGUCCGAUUACUGGCCAGCAGACUGCAGCGAACAUGCAAACGCGCCCGGUUGCGCCACAAUUGGCUGCUGGACAAACGCGCGCUCCGAACUACAAGUUUACGCAGGCGAUGCGCAACCCGCAGGUACCGCAGCCGGUUCCGAUUCCAGCACCACCCGUUGCCCAGCAAGCUGUCAUCGUUAAAGGUCAAGAACCGCUUACUGCCAGCAUGUUGGCCGCUGCUCAACCGGCUGAACAGAAGCAGAUGCUUGGAGAGCGUCUGUUCCCGCUCAUUGAAUUGAUAUAUCCGAACCUUGCCGGUAAAAUCACGGGAAUGUUGCUCGAGAUUGACAACUCGGAGCUGUUGCACAUGCUGGAGCACAAGGAAUCGCUCACGGCGAAGACUGAAGAAGCAGUGGCUGUGCUGCAGGCACAUCACAAGACUUCGACGCAGCCUAACUAAAGCGCCGGACGAACUGCGCAUAAAAGCUGAAGCCGUUUGAAUGCCGUGUACUUCGGUCCUUCGGUGCGGGACCCCCCAUUCUCAGUUGAGCGUCAGAAUCAGGAUUGUAACCGAGUUGUAACUUGCCGUGUAGAUGUUGUGGGUAAAUUAAAUUAAACGAACCUUUCAGCUGUAUGCACGUUUGCAGGUGUAUUUUUGUUUUGUAUCGGUGGCUAGUGAUUCGCGCUUAUGCCAAACGAUGGGUGGUCCGUGCGCGAGGGAUCACGCGCACCAGCCGGCGUCCGAUUUUUUUCAUUAUUCAUACUAUAAUAUUGAAUAUGUCAUUUACUCGUAACCGGCGCUAAACGAUUUCCCAGCUUAUGCGGAGCACUUUGCGCACGCUGCAAAUUUCUUAUUACGAUAAUAUAACCUAUCAAAUAUAUUACGCAAAAAAUAUAUGUAUGAAUUAUAUAUAUAAAAAACACAAAAAAAUGGAAAACAAACUAUAAAAAUCGUAACUGAAAAAGGUAACUUAAAAAAGAUUGCAAAAUGAAAAUGAAAUGUCCUCUUCGCGAAGAUGAGAGAGAGAAAAAAGGGAAAGAGAGAAAAGGUCGAGGAGCAGGAACGACAAAAGAGCAACAUAAAAACAGAAAAUUCAUUUAAAAAAACAGUAAACAGCAGAAAAUGUGAGCAAUGAUUAAUUUUCGAGAGUACCUUCAAUAAGUGAACCAUGGAAUCAUUUGUCAGGACAAGUGAAAAAUUGAGUAACUUGAAAUAUAAACAAAGAAUUGUAGAGCAAAACAGAAUUUAAACAGUAAUAAAGAUCGGAAGAAAAGAUCUAAACUUGGAGUAUGAACACAAUUAACAAGCGAUUCGUAAAUUAGAAAAGGAGCCCAGAGACACGCCGCCAAAGGUGAGGUGUGUGCGCCACAUACUACAUACCACACAACAUUGGAACGUUCUAGGAAGAAAAAAUGCGAUCCUAUUUCAAUGAGAUACAACAGAACAACCGAUGCGACAGUCUAAAUAUGCAAACGAAAUAAAAGCAAAAAUUGAAGAAAAUAACCAAAAAAACUGAAAACGUAUAAAAACAAAAAAGAGAAAAAACUUUCGUGAGAUGGACGGAUAUGAUGGAGGAGGGAGGAUGAAGCCUGCUGGUGUGGUAGAAGAAGGUAAUGCUUACGAGAAAGCAACACUAAAACGAGUACAGUACAUCGUUCAGGCACGAGAAAACGGGAUAAAAAUAACAACAGACAAAAAAACUGAAAAACUUGCAACUAACGAAAAUUCAAACAAACAAAAAAGGAUAAGAAACGUACAAUAUGGGAUGAGAGGAAUUAUUGUUCCGUUUGAUGAUGUAUGAAGCAGCAGGUCUGUAGGACGAACGGAUCUUGGAUGUUUGAUUAUCUUUUUGUUUUCGUUUUAAAUAUGGUUUUCGCUGUUGUCAUUAAAACCUACAGACGUUAGUAAACAUUGCACGAGAGCAUCAAUUAGGAACCGGCUUAACAAGCAAUUGGGACCCUGAGGGUGGUUGAAGACGAAUCCCGAUUAGGACGAGCUCAGGUCAGAGGCUUAACAGGGCAACCCCCCGACAAUGACUAAAAAAUCAAGCCGAUGGUGAUGAUGAUUAGAGUAGGCAGGCGUUGUUGCCUUCUGAUUGUCCCGUCGUGUCGGUGAGGGUUGUAGCUACCAACUGUCAGUUAUUAGGACCCAUUCAGUUAAGGUGUGCAGUACACUGUAGCAGCAAGAGAGCGAAUUUUGAUACGGGAACCGCUCGCGAUUAAGUUAUGCGUUUGGUUCACCCCAGCUGCAUUGCUUAUUUUUUCUCGUACUUGUAGUAGCUUUUUCAAUAUUUGAUUGAAAGUCUUUUUUACUCCACCAGGAAUGAUACCCUACGCUAGAAAAAUGUCUAGGCGAGUUGUGCAUUGCUUUUGCAGCUUUGCAGCUUUGAAAGUGAGAGAAAAGAAAUGAGAAGAUGAAUUGUAAAUGUGCUGCGACUUUAUUUUGCGCGCAGAGAAACUAAAGAGCCAAUUGAGGAAGGAAAUCCACGACGUCAGUUUCACUUUUCGAUAACUACCGAAGAUCCAAAUUGUAGAAGAGCGCGGACAACCAUUUUUGCGUUUUGCGGCACACAUAAAAUGCACACAUCCACGCAAAUGGGUAAAAUGCGCUUAUUCUGAAAAAAAAACAAGUUAGCCGUCUUUUUUGUUUUAUGAACACACCAUCUGUCUCACCGAGCUAAUAAACGGCACUGAUAGCAGCGUAAUGCGAAGGGAGAGCUUGAGCCUUGCUAGGUCUCAGAUAUAUUUACGUUGAACAUUUCAAACACCGACUAAAGCAUUUUUGUUGUUUACGAGUCAUUGCAGCACGAAUAGGCGAGAAGAACAUCGGCUCUCAAGUGCUGUUUCCAUCAAGCGAUGAUGGGGUUGGUGUAAACAAACCAAUAAGCAAUUAAAUUUUGCGAUUAAACAACUGGGGAGAAACAAAUAAAACCCGAACCUCCAGCGCGCAUUCACACGCAACCCAGUAAAUUUGUUUCCGAAGAAGAUUUACGCAACAGUUCAGUUAGUAUUUGACAGAUCCGGACAUUCAAAAUUAAAUAAGCAACAACAUUUUCAAACCACACAUACACACACAUGUUUCUAUUUCAAUAAAGCGAUAAGAUCCGGGAAUGA